Messenger RNA from Myripristis murdjan (pinecone soldierfish), 4337 nucleotides. Its product is annotated as dapper 1-like. NCBI's taxonomy places the organism in Eukaryota, Metazoa, Chordata, Actinopteri, Holocentriformes, Holocentridae. Gene Ontology annotation, cellular component: cytoplasm. The transcript has 3 exons. Bases 67 to 2163 code for a protein of 698 amino acids. Gene Ontology annotation, biological process: negative regulation of canonical Wnt signaling pathway. The record is from RefSeq and is a predicted model, not a curated record.
UUACUCAGAUUUAUUUAGCCUAGAGAACACAGUGAAGAACAAGAAGAGAGAGCGGAGAGCCACAAAAUGUCUUUGCAGGAGCCAACAGGGACGUUUGGAGUCCUGUUCCCGGCGUUUUCUCUGCCCAUGAAAGCGGAGCGCAGUCGGAAUAAGGAGCGGCUGGAGGCGAGCCUGGCCGGCCUGUGUGAGCUGGAGCUGCUGAAACAGAGGCAGGAGUGCCGGGUGCUGAGCGCUCUCUGCCUCGGGGACUCUCCGGCUCCCGGCCGUCCGGCUUGGGGAGCCCUGCGGCCGGUCCGCUGCGCCACGGACGCACCAAACGGCGGCGCGUCAGACGACUAUGGCGACUGUGGCCUCAGGCUUCAGACUAGCAGUCUCCAGUGUACUCCAUGGGGCAUAAUGGCAUCUUUAGAGCAGCAGGUGGCAGAGCUGAAGGUGAACACAGAGGCCAAAUCUGCAGAUUUGCCUGCUGAUCUGGAGGUCAGCCAGCAGAGUUCAGGAGAUACCCUUGUGGCCAAUCAAGAUGGAUCUUCUGAAUCUGGAUACCAGCCCAUGGCCUCUCGUUCCUUCCCAGCUGCUUGUUCCAAAGGGACUGUGGAAACAGAGACAGGGGAAACCUGGGUGUUUGACCCGAAGAGAGGAGCAGAGGCUGAGGACAUCUUGGGGGAGAUGAAAGAUGUUGACCCUACUGUGGAGGAUUAUCAACAAGCCCAAAGGGCAGAGACCUACAUGUUUGGGCUGAUCCAACGGCGAGCCCUACCCCCACGCCCCUCAAAGCCUCGCACUAGCCUUGCACAUGAUGCCCGAGCUAUCACUGUGGCAAGGCAGAGCAGCUUAUGCCGCAAGGAGGACCAGCAUUCACCAAAGCAGGUGUCUGUUCAAGGGAUCACUGAGCUCCCUAUUUCACCCCAGAGUUUGGAGGGACCCCCUCCCCAGGCUUGCCACAGCCUGGAUCAGGAGCGGUAUCUAGGGACAGUGUUUAUUGAAGACUCCCCACCUCCAUACCACCACCUGCAGCAAAGUACCCAGCAUCAGUCAGGCCUCUACCACAGGCCCAGGCAGCCUUGCCUUGUCAACAACCCCCGUUCCACAUCUGUAGAUUAUCCAUCCUGCAGAGUGCUGCAAGCCCACCCAGACUCCAGCAACAGCGAGCCUGAUUCACCCCAGCACUUCCACAGUUAUCCUUCUCCACCGCCUCUGUCAAUGUCUCACCAACUGCCUCCACCUGAUGAACAACUGGUUAAUGCUGAGUAUAUCCCUGCCCAUCCCUGUCGAGCCUCCACCAGAACUUCUUCCCAUCACCAAUCCAGCUCCAUGAGGGGCUCUGGGGGGCCCAAGCCGAGCCGAAGCACGUAUUCUCCAGAAAGUGGCCACCAACAUCAAGAGCAGCAGACCGCUGUUCCACAGAUACAGCACUCCAGGUCCAGAGGGGGUCCCAAAAAGUGUCGCUUGAAUGAAGAGAGAGGAGGUGCCUCCAGGAAGCCAGGGAAGAAGGCAUGCCGCUCUCAGUCAGAGAAUAGCCUCCAAAGAGUUCCAGAGCGCAAGUACAACACAGUGGAGAGGGAUGGUGGUGGAAGUGGAAGUGGUGGUGGGGGGAGUCGCAGUAGUCAAUCCAGGGCAAAGAAGCAACAGCAGGGAAGCGGUGGUUACCGGCGCUGGCGGUCCACCCAGGAGCUCAGCCAAGAUGAGGGUGACCAGCCACCCACGCAGGCACCUGUGCCACCACCCGCUGCUUCAAACCAAAGGGACCACUGCGCUAGACGCACCCGAAAAUCUCGCCCUACACACACAUCAUAUGCCUACCUCCACCACAACCACCACCACUCCCACCAUCACCAGCACAUUGAGUACCAGUUGGAGAGGGACCAAGUGCCACUCUGUCAGCCCAGUGAGGACUAUCCUCACCCGGGUCAAGGUGAGUCCGAGUCCAGCAUGAGUGAGGCUGACUCUCCAGAUACCAGCUCUUUAUCCAGUGACUCAGAUGAAAGUGGAGGUCUGGUUUGGCCCCAACAGCUACCUCCCCAACUUUCACUCCCAUCACCCCCUGCCCCACCUGGAGCCCCUCUUCAGCCCAAGGCCUUUGUCAAGAUUAAGGCUUCACAUGCUCUUAAGAAGAAGAUCCUGCGUUUCCGCACCGGCUCAUUGAAAGUAAUGACCACUGUAUAGUGGAACACUGGUAAAACUGGACAUCAUAUUGUGGUGGCAGGGGAGGUCGGGAAAGAAGCAUUAGCUGCAGCGCUAUGUAUAAGUGGUGGAUUACAAUGUACAGUCAAUAUAACAAUCAUUGUGUACAUAGGAUUACUACUAGUUGGGUAUACCUAAUUGAUAUGAUGGUGUUUAGAUCAGUAUUAAGUUAAUGAAGAAAUUUCAAUGAUCACCCCUAAAACAAUAUAGCCUUUUUGGCAAAUGCAAACCAUGGGAUUAUACAUUAUGCAAGUGUUAAGGUGUACUAAAAGUCCCAUAUGGAUGACUCAUGUUUUGACAAAUGGUGCUCUAAAAAUUCCCUACUGGUCCCAUGAAGCCUCAUGAUUUCCCUUCAAACUAGGUUCCCCAAAACCAAUUGCUAUACACUUUGGGAAGUGACUGUUGGACAUAGUAGACCAUAAUGCUGAAAUGGCCAUGGAUUCCCUAUGGUUAGACUUAAAUCCACUGCUGAUGCUAAAAUGGUGCAUGACUGAUAUUAUGGAAUUACUCAAUUAUAAUUAAGGGCAGUUUCACACCUGCCUAGUUUACUCCAGUUGAUUCAGUCUCUGGUGUGUUUUACCUCCUUGGCGUGGUUCAUUUGGUCAGGUGUGAAACCAGCGAUCGCACUCAGGUGCAGACCAAAACAACUGGACUGAGACCCUGUUAAGGAGGUGGUCUCUCUUGGCACGGUAACAAAGGAACACUAGAGUGGUUCGUUUGUAAUGUGAAAGUCAACCAACGUGGUACUCCAUGCCCAAGUUGGAAAUUGGACUUGCCAAAUUUGUUUGUACAGUAGUGUCUUUUGAUAUUUGUCUGACCCUGGCCAUAGAGUGGGCUGAUAUGUCCCUCAUGGUUUGUUUGAAUUUUUUUAGCAUGUGAAAUCAAACCAAACCAAAUGAACAAUACAUGAACAAAGUAACAGCUAGUCCACUGAUUCAAACCACAAAAAACAGACUAUAGGUGUGAAAACACCCUAAAUCAAAUAAUAGCUUAAAGCUGCAGUAAGCGAUUUCUGACCACUAGAGGGUGUUCAUUUGUAAACAUAGAGUCAGUCGGGCUUCCAUGUUCAUGGCAGCUUGGUUGUAAUAAAACUAUAAAGUUAAGGUGAAAAAAAUACAUUUCUUGGGUGGAAAUCAUUUGUACGCUUCACUGUCACAGGGCUUUUGUUGGAUUACUUGGAUUAUUUUGUUUCUGACCCCCAAUUUGAAAAUAUGGCGAUGCUGCAUACUUUUAGUGACAAGGUAAACAACUGCUUUCAAUGAACUUUUUCUGUCACUGCAGUAAUGAUUGCUGCAACAGAGGCAUUUGUGUGACUGAUCUGAAAUUUGGAUACGUUUAUCUGCAGAAUGUGACGUUUCAGAGACAUUUUAAAUGAAGUUGAAGCGGCGAGGGAGUAAAGUGGGCAGAGCUACAUUAAGGACCAGAAUGUGACAACAAAGAGAGUGAAGAGGUGGAAAAAAGCAAAAUGCCUGGGCUUAGUAACUUGGUAUUGGUGUAUAUAAUAAGAAGUACAAAAGUUUCAAUAAAGCACAGGUUAGUUUCAGGAUGUUAAUAGGUCCUGAAAUUGCUUAGUGCAGGUCUAACAGCUGGAUAACAAAUGCUCAUCAAAUCUCCACUGAAGGGGGCUGGACAAGGAGGGCUCGUGGCUGUCCUCUUGAAGGUGGAAAUCAAUUUUUCUUGGUGGACAUAAAUUUUCUUUGGAAACCUGAAAAUAUGACCACAGAAAGUAUAAUGAGUAGGUGUGAUGGACGGGAUUGCUCGCACAAGGUCCCUCUGGUUCUUCUGACACACUUCUUUAAGAAUUUGUGAUUAAGAUAAAUCUCACCAGAGAAUGAACUGACUUUUGCAGCAAAGGCCUGUGUAAAGCUUUGACAUUAUACUGUAGCGGCAAGAAAGCAGCAUGAUACUGCAGAAGCAAGAUUCAAGCUGUCUUGUAAAUUGGCUGGUGAGAUGAAAUGUCCCACAGGAGUAUUCUACAGGACCGAAUCGCUGAUUUAUCUUAACAACAGGCUACUUGUGGACUAAUACGAAUUUGCUUGCCCAAAGAAUGUAUUUAAUGUUAUAUUGUCACUUUGACUAAGUAAUUGACAGUAUUAUCAUUUAAAGUGCACUAGCCCACUUACUAUUAGCUAUUUUGUACUAGAUUUGUCUGACUA